Messenger RNA from Penicillium maclennaniae, 483 nucleotides. RefSeq lists its product as uncharacterized. The record is from RefSeq and is a predicted model, not a curated record. The transcript has a single exon. Lineage: Eukaryota; Fungi; Ascomycota; Eurotiomycetes; Eurotiales; Aspergillaceae. Gene Ontology annotation, cellular component: membrane. Bases 1 to 483 code for a protein of 160 amino acids.
AUGACCUUCCUCUCCGGUGCCGUCAACGUCUGCGGCGCUGGACUGGUUCACGAUCCCGCCCAGCCCUCGGACCACAAGACCAUGUACCAACUCAUCGCUUCUCCCGUCGUCAACACUCCGCCUCCAUCCUAUAUCAUCAAGCUCCUCCACAGCCACAAUAAGCCCUUGUAUGUCCCCGCCAAUGGCCAUCGUUCUAACGGUCAACCCACCGACACCAAGGAAGAUAUGAUGGAGAUCUUCCAGACCGACGUCACUGGCCAGGCCCGUGAGCACCGUAAGCUGAUGGCUCGUCGUAAUUACGUUGCUAUUGUCGCAUAUGACCCGGAAGUUGCUACAGCUCCUACCUUCGGGCAACCGAUCGUCGGGCAAGGCCAGAGUAAGCUUAGCCUGGCGGCUGAUUUCAUGGUUCAGGGUGAAGGCGCCUAUGCGAAUGUGGUCAAAUAUGGUCCUGUCAUUGUGCCGAGUCUGGAACACGGCCGUUGA